Molecule: messenger RNA, 6999 nt
Organism: Leptidea sinapis
Lineage: Eukaryota; Metazoa; Arthropoda; Insecta; Lepidoptera; Pieridae
Product: proton-coupled folate transporter-like
Exons: 7
Coding region: 353-1780 (475 amino acids)
Biological process (GO): transmembrane transport
Cellular component (GO): membrane
Molecular function (GO): transmembrane transporter activity
Source: RefSeq, a predicted model, not a curated record
AUUGUAGUUCCGGCCGCGAGUCGCGACUUUCGACGCGUAUAUUUUACCAGCUCUUCACGUCCGCGUCUGUUGUAUUUUAUUUAAUUCUCUAAUCCUUUGUUUCUGACGUAACUCACUAGAUGUCAUGGUUCUAUUAGUCAUUCAUGAAUCAUGAGAGAUAGCAUAUUGAUAAUAUAUCAAAUAACAAAAUCAUGUUGAUAAGUGAUAACAUAUAAAAAUUAUUUUCGGCUAUGGAGGUAUUAUGUAUGAUUCAUACUAAAUAGAUAUUUAUCUUUCAUUUACUGAACAACAUUAUUACUGUGAAGUGUGUCGUAUCAACUGGAGUGUAGUGUUGUGUUUAUAAAAUAUAAUAAUGACGGAUAUUCUCCAUAAUGUUGUGCCAGUUACAGAAAGUUCUUCGGAUAUCAAUAAAAAUCGACGGAGAUCAAUCAGUAACUUUAUCGAGCUACCGUUGCUUCUUGUUAUGGUCUCGCUGUCUAUAGCAGGAUGUGCCGUAAGCAACAUAAUGCUGUACAGGACAUGUGUCAACGCUCUUCACUAUUCCAAAGAAGAGUGUGAGCCUUAUUUAUCUCCUGUAAAGAAUAAUGAGACGAUACACUUGGAGGCAUCUGUCCAAGGAUAUUAUACUUAUGUGUCGACUGUCAAAUCCAUUUUGGAGUCUGUUAUACCGAUGGUACUGUCACUUUUUCUUGGCGCUUGGUCCGACACAUAUGGAAGAAAACCUCUUAUAAUAUGGCCGAUUUUUGGUUUUGUAGCGACCGGUAUGUUGAUAGUAAUCUACAGUUUGGUCGAGAGCCUGGGGCCGUGGUGGUACAUCUUGACUUCGGUGCCAUUCGCCAUGACAGGUGGUUACGUCAUACUGUUUACUGGGGCAUAUUGCUAUAUGAGCGACAUCAGCUCCUUGGAAACUAUAUCUCUCAGAAUGACAAUGAUCGACGCCACCAUCUCGAGCGGGACGGUAAUCGGGUCCAUACUCAGCUCGUAUCUGAUAUUGUACCUUGGAAAUGUGAACACACUUCUUAUUUGUGUGACAUUAAUCGUAACAGCUUAUGUGAUUACUCGUUUAUGCAUUGAGGAAUCUUUGACUGGAGCUUUACAAGGUGGAGCUUCAAAAGUUUUGGAUCUAUUACUAGUAAAAGACAUGUUUCGAGAGUCGUUUAAGAAACGCCCAAAUUACGGCAGAACGUUGAUUUUAUUGAUUGCGAUGAUAAAAAUGCUUCUCAUCAUUAUCAACUUUGGAUUAGGAUCUUUGGAAUAUCUGUUCACUAGACAGAAACUAAAUUGGUCGCUACAACAUUACACAACAUAUUCCGCCGUCACAACCACUAUUUCAUUCUUCGGUUCUUUCUUCGGAGUUAUGAUUGUCCAAAAAUUAUUAAGAAUUGGUGAUAUACAAUUCACAAUAAUUGCAGUCAUGUCUACUAUUGGAGAGUACAUUGUCAAGACAUGUGCUGUUGCUGGAUGGUAUAUGUAUCUAGGUGCCGUCGUAUCUGUUUUUAGAGGCCUGCCCGGACCACUGACGAGGUCUUUCUUAAGUAAGAUACUGCCUGUUCAAGAUAUAGCAAAGAUUUUUGCUCUAUUAUGUGUAUUCGAAGGGUCGGCACCAGUACUGUCUCCUCUCAUCUAUAAUUCAUUAUAUUCAGCGACAGUCGCGAGAAUGCCUGCAGCCAUAUAUCUAUUGAGUAUCGGACUUGCAGGGGCAAGUGUGGUCAUGCUUGGAUUUGUUCAAUAUUACUUCAGGAAAGGACUGAGAUACGAAACCUUGCACGAAUCUUUGUGAUACAUUAUACCGAAGAUAGGUACUUAAUGUACGCUGGCCAUAACUGUAUGGUAUAUGAAGGACGCAUUACUCUCAAAUGUACCUAACGAUUUAAGAAAAUUUGUGAUGUUAAUUGUUAUAACUACUACAGUAGAUAAUUAUUUUAAAUGAAUCUAUAGGUUAUAUAAUCUUAAAAAUAUAAUAUAUAGAUAUAUUAAUAGGACAUAAGUAUUUUGUAGUUUAUAAGCUCUAGUAUUUUUAACGUACAUAUUAAUUCAUAGAGGGUAGAUUUUAAUGAGUUCUAUGAGUUUGACCAGCCUACUAGUAUCUUACAUAGGGGAGAAUUAUCGAAAUAGAAGUUGCCCAAAGAAAACUAGAAAGGAUUACGAUGAAAGAUCGCAAGAUGCCUGACUUAGAGAGCAAAGAAAUGGCAAGUCUCAAGUGACAGUCCGCGGGGCAAAGCCCGGAAACAAAAGUUCUUUUGCUCGUAUUGAAAUAGAGGCCUUGGGGCAAACCACAGAUGCAUUGCAAGGAUGACGUAAAAAUCUGCAGAGAUGAACUGGGUGUAGCGCAAUACCGAGCUAAUAUCGCAAUCUGAACACCUACUAUUUCACAAGGCGUAGCCGAGGGAAUCAAUAAAUACGAAUAAGAGAUACGCUCUUUUCCCCGAGUGACUUCAGAUAACUAUGCGUUCAAUUGAUACUGAUCCUAAAUCUACUUUCGUAAGCGUAGGUUGUGAAAUUGCUCCGUGACCAGCGGGCCUACCAUGAACUGUUAUUGUGAUUCAAUUGACGACCUAAAAUGAACUGCUUUGCUAUUUCAUACCACGACGUCAUUAAAUCUAUUCAAUUUAGGUUGACGUCGUAUCAAGUCGGAAAUUGAAUCGCAAACUGUUUUAGUACGUUCAUUCAUUCGUACCGUAACACUUCAACCUAAACUGGAUAGCUUAUGUGUCAAAGUGAUUCAAAAAAAGUUUCUACUGUCGAAGCGGAAAGUGAAUCGUUUUGUUAAUAACUUUUAAAAAAUAGUGAAAACAUACAGAAAAGAAAACUGGAAUUGAUGUAAGAUGAGAUCAGAAUACUUUAAUUGUCUUUUUUUUUAUAACAAAAUACUGAAAAUGAUAAUACUAAAGACAAUUAUUAGCCUGUUCGCACGAAAGAAUUAAAAAAAAUGUACUCUGUGCUCCUGUCAAAUCAAACAUGAAUGGAGGUGCGUUCUUAACUCGUUUCAGUUUAUUUCAAUGACGUUCUAUACAUAUAGACAAUGCACCUCAUACAAAAUCAAAGCCGAAAUAUGGCACAUGCCACAAAUGUCAAUAGGCAGAAAUGUAAACACCUUUUCAGCUUCAGCUGCGUAUUUUGAAUUAAGAACCCGAUUUGGACAGUGAGAUCAGUGGAGUGGCAGUAAGGUAUUUUUUUAAACACAGACGAAAAGACGGUUGCUAUAAAUUUUACGUUCGUCAGACUGUCCCUAUUUUCCGAUUAAGAUCUCUUCAUUCGGAGGUUUUUUACGAUUUCAAGCAAAAAUCACACUCAUUAAAUAAAGGGUAUUUGUUUCUUCUUUACAUUCUGAUGGGAUUUGGAUUUAAUAAGUUAACCUUUAAUGGGAGAAACUAAUACUCAAAUUUAAUAUGAUUAUUUAUUAUUUGUCUAUUAUUAUUUGUCUUUUAGACUUAGAUAUCUUUUUGGUAUAUGUAGUUUACUUUUUGGUAAUUUUAAGUUGAUUAAAUCCAAUAAAGAAGACGGGGAUUUCUGGGCCAAAAUGUAAUAAGUUGAGAUAUGGUUUAAAAAUAUUGUCAUAUCAAAUCUUAAAAUUAAGUUUCCACUAUCUUAAAAUUCACGAUUAAAAUGGGAUAUCAAUUACUAUAAUCGAUUAAUGUGAAUGAGUUUAUACAAUUCAGCCCAAAACCACUUGCAACAGAUGAUUGAUUCAAUAAAAUUACCUUACUAAAUACGUUAUAAUUAACAUUACAUAAUGUCUUUUGUUAAAAAAAAUAAAUAUCAACUUAAUAUUAUAAAGAAAUCGAUCGAAGAAAAAGUCGAUUCUGAAUCUCGUUUUGUAUUUUUUAUCUAUGCUGACAUUGACAGCCACAGAAUUGUCUAGAACGGCAAUCACUCGUUUCAUAACUACGCAAUUUGUCAUUUGAGUGUUUCCCGUUGUUUUAUUGAUAUUUUCCUUCUUUCUAUGUGACUUCUAAUAUUGCUAAACUUAUAGAAUCAUUAUCAUACAACAAAAUAACAAUCGCAUUUAAAAAAUCAGCUGUUUUAAUUUAGGUUGUUGCCCAUAUAUUGCAUAACCUCAAUUUUACAAAACCUCCUAUAACUCAGCUUUCAGAUUGCCCAAAAUCCUCAAAUUUUCAGUGAUGCUUUUUUAAAUUUAUAAGCUAUUUAUUGACACUUAUUUCAUUCCUUUACAUCUUGGCCCAAUAAGGUAUCCGUCUCCUUUAAAUCCUUUACUACUGAAAUAUAAAUAUGCUUAUUUGGUUUUUAAAUUUCUUCAUAUCUCUAUCUUGCUACCAACUGGGACCAAAUCUCUUUCCUUAUCUCGUGUACGGGAAAGCUGAAAAAUAAUAGCUUUUACAUAUUUGCGAUGUAAAUAAGUAUCAAUUAUCACUAGGUAACGAUACUUCCGUGAUAACGUGUAAAUAGCACUAGUAUGUAAGUGUUCACGUUCUUUUAAGCCGUUCACAUAACACAAAAUACAAUAAUGCUACUCAUUGUUCACUAGCCCCCUUAUUUAUAAUAGUCUGCUAACGCAUUGCUAAUUGUCACUCUGUAUGCUUCUAUUGACCUAAGUCAGAAUGACAUAUAACACUCUGUAGAAGCUGUUUUAAGUUAGUGGACCAUUAUGAAUAAGGGGGUAGGCUUUUAAAAAAUAUGUAACAAAAAACACAACCGACUUCGAAAACACUAUUCCAAAACAAUAGAUAUAAUAUACACUAAAAAGUAUAAAAAUAAUUGCGUAUUUUUAUACAAUCUAAUUAAUUAAUGUAAUUCUAGUUUAGAUUAUUGUUAUUUUGGAAUCGGUGUCCCCCCACCGCGACCCUGCUCUCGCCUCUCACCUACACAUACUUUUUAGAGCUCAUUAUAUCUAUUUUUUUGGAAUAGUGUUUUUGAAAUCACUUAUUUAUUGAUAAUUUUGUUUAAUAUUUAGGUUUUUAGUAAAUCUGAAUUACAGUAACUUAUAAUUUGUCUGAAUUUGUGUAGAUCUACUAAAUUUUGCAAUGCAGCAAUGAACGUAAGCGCAUUUUCAAUUUUACUACACACAGUUCUGCCACAGAUUGCACCCUUACUGUAAGUCGUUAAGAAGUUCCAUUGAUCAUCAUAUUUUACUACGACAAUUACUUGACCAUAACGACGUUACGGUAGGUGACUUAAAUAUCCGGAUAGCAAAUAGCAAAAGAUACGGCCUAGUAUCGUUAAUUUGCUCCUAAGAAUUGAAGAGUUCCGUUACUUUGUCAUGGAUCCCAUAUGCAGAACCUAACCAUAUGCAGAAUCUACCUACAGAAACUACCUUUGAAGUAUCCUUUCCAAUAACAAAAGAAUUUCAAAAUCGGUUCACCAGCCUUCAAAUAAAAAAAGAAUUAUCAAAAUCGGUUCAUCCAGUCGAAAGUUCUGAGGUAACAAACAUAAAAUAAACAUACCGACGAAUUGAAACUGUCAUGUAAUUUCCUGAUGUCUUCCUUAUAUUAACCUUCUAUUAAAUUUUCUAAGCCCUACUCUUUCUCUCAAUCUUAGAGCUUAAGAAAAGAACCUCCUCCUUUUUUGAAGUCGGUUAAAAAGAGCGACUCUAUUGUUUUCAUUUCUGACUGUGUCAUUUCAUCUGUCCCAUCUGUUUAUUAAAUUACUUACGUUUUUUGCAUAUCAAUCUUAAAUAAAUAAAAUAACCUUACCGAUGAUAAGUCACACCAUCUUUUUUUUGAGUCGUUAUUGUAUUAUUUAAGCACUUCUUGUAGCACACUUAGGCCUGUUGAUUGACAUACGACUAAGGAGAAAAGUGUGCUUACAUUUAUUUAAGCACACUUUUGCCGUUCCGUUAUCAGACUGCUAAUGAUAUGUCCAUAUGUAUAGAACGUCAUUAUUGGUUUAUUUUUACGAAAACAACUAAGCUAAAUAUUUAAUUUGUAAUUCAAAGAACUAUAGAUAUAUAUGUAAUACUAUUAUUUAAUAAGUACUAAAAAGGGCUUAAUGGUUUAUAAUUUGACGCUAUAAAACGCAAUUUCAAAAUGUAUUUGUUGUAAUUUCUACACAAAAAACCACUAUAAUAUAUAAUUUUAGGUUUCGAUACGCACCGCAUAUGGUUCGAGUAAGGGAGACAGACUUAUGCAACGACUCUACAGCGUCAUCUCUUUCUCACACCCCGGACCACAGACAAAUUUCUUUCGUUCAUUCUUCCAUAUGCGAUUCAAACGCCAUUCACGUUGAGUGUUGGCACUUCAUGGUACGAAUCUUAGCGAUUCAGUUUAGGUACCUAAACUGAAUUCCAUUGGAAUUGAAUCGCUAAUUAAAAGUUGAUGGUAGACCUUUAAGACUGGUAUAUACCUACACGAUACCUGUAUCUUGUAAACAUCCAGUGGGAGGCUCCUUUUCAUAGGAAGUCGGCUAGAUUAUGGGGACCACAACGGCGCCUAUUUCUGCAGUGAAGCAGUAAUGUGUAAACAUUACUGUGUUUUGGUCUAAAGGGCGCCGUAGCUAGUGAAAUGACUGGAAAAAUUAGACUUAAUAUCUUAUAUCUCAAGGUGACGAGCGCAAUUAUAGUGCCGCUCAGAAUUUUUGUGUUUUUCAAGUAUCCUGAGCGGCACUGCAUUGUAAUGCAUAGGGAACCAUCAGCUGAACGUCAUGCUCGUCUCGACCCUUAUUUUCAUAAAAAAACAUAUUUUCAAGAUAGAUACCUACAUAAAGUACUUAGAUAGAUCCAGUUUAGUUUGACCUAGUUUCUGUAUAUUGAAUCAUAAAUGAGACAGAGCUGUCACGGAUAUGUAAAGCCCGUUCACGGAGUCUGCUUGAGUCGACUAAGCGAGCACAAUCACUCAGAGUUAUUUAUACACAGUUAUUAGUUACCUUACUAAUAAAUAACUAAUAGGUAAGUGACAAUUUACGUAUUUUUCGAUUUACACAGGUAUAGUCCUGUCUUAACGAAAGGUAUUAUCAAUCCCAAUGAUGUAAUCAUUAACAUAGUAAUAUGUUGCUGUGAUUUAGUUUAAAUGAAUUAUUUAUAUCAAAAUAAACAUAGUAUAAAUC